Kickxella alabastrina is the source of this 1470-nucleotide messenger RNA. RefSeq lists its product as uncharacterized. Gene Ontology annotation, molecular function: mRNA binding. The coding region runs from base 41 to 1456 and encodes 471 amino acids. The transcript has 3 exons. Lineage: Eukaryota; Fungi; Kickxellomycota; Kickxellomycetes; Kickxellales; Kickxellaceae. The record is from RefSeq and is a predicted model, not a curated record. Gene Ontology annotation, biological process: regulation of gene expression. Gene Ontology annotation, cellular component: nucleus; cytoplasm.
CUUUAGCUCAGCUUAUACUUUUACAUACUCUUUCUUUAUAAUGAUGUACAUGGACGGACCCACGCUGCGCCAGACGACAAAACAACCAGCCAGGGUCAAUGGCCGCAAUACAACCAACAUUGAAAUACCCAGUGAUAUACCAGAAAACUUGUCAGAUAUUGAACUAGAAGCGGUAAGCGACUCCGAGCACCUUUACAUUAUAUCAGCAGGCAAAUACCAUGACAAUGACAACAGCGACAAUGACAACGACAGCGACAGCGAAGAAGGCCCUUUCAAUGUCGAAGAGAGCACAGUGACCGCGGAAUCACACAGCCCAGCAGCCGACAAACAACCUGCCACUGCAGCUGUAUCUACAGCCAAGAACCCCAGUGAUGCCAUCAAAGACAUCCUCACUUUGAGACUCGUAUUUCCCGCGGAGGACGGCGGCAUGUUGAUUGGAAAGAAUGGCCGCCAUAUCAUAAAGCUCAAAGAAUCAACUAGAGCCAACUGGUUUAUCACUGCAAACAGCAGCAACUUUGAGGACCGCAUUGUUGUUAUUCGCGGAACCAUUGAUAACAUCGCGCAUGCCGUCCACACACUGGCAGAACACAUUAACCACGAGCAAUCCGUUGGCGAAAAGGACACGCCACAGCAGCAGCAAACCAUUCUGUCUCUGCGCUUUUUAUUCCCCACAAAGGUCAUCGGCUUCAUUCUCGGCUCCGGUGGAUCCCGCAUUGAAAAGCUGCGCCAAAUCUCAGGAAUCAAUCGGGUGCACAUAUCCAACACUGCCAUCCCAUUCACACACGAGCGCAUAGUUGAAAUCACCGGAACCGAUGACGGAUUAAGGGCGGCCGCCACAGGCCUUCUCCAAGCCACAGAGUCCGAGUUGACCCGCAUGCAGGAUGCGGCGACGCUAUACAAGCCGACGAAAAAUGGACUGAACCUGUUUUUGGCGCAAGAGAAAAUUUUGAUUGGCGGACCUGGACCAAGUAGGAGUGCUUUGGAUGGUGACCAUAGUAGGAAGAGAUCGCGGUCGGCGUUGGUUGUCGAGCAAAAAGACAGUGCGCAGGGCGCGUAUUCAGGCGGUAAGCGGUUGCGCAGAUCAUCAGACAAUGCUGAGAGUCGUGAGUCGCCCACAAAAUACAUUUGGCCAACCGAACGGUCCCCCAUGCGCGCCAAAGAUGGGCAUGACACAAGCAGCAGCAGCAGCAGAAAUAGCAAUGACAAUGGCAGAUAUAGUCGUGGAACUGAAGAAAAACUUGUUAUUCCGGACUUUAUUGCUGGUCGUCUUAUUGGCCGCAACGGCUGCCAUUUGGAAAGAAUAAAGUCCGACAGUGGUGCCAGUAUACAUCUGUCGCCACGAGUGCGCAACAUGCCUGACCGCGUGGUAACUAUCAUCGGACUGUCGGAUGAAGUGAGGAGCGCUCGCAAGCUCAUUUCGAAAACCAUGCGCCACUUUGAAGACAAGGAGGUUUAACGACCAAGCUUGGG